Molecule: messenger RNA, 768 nt
Organism: Bathycoccus prasinos
Lineage: Eukaryota; Viridiplantae; Chlorophyta; Mamiellophyceae; Mamiellales; Bathycoccaceae
Product: chaperone protein dnaJ
Exons: 1
Coding region: 1-768 (255 amino acids)
Source: RefSeq, a predicted model, not a curated record
AUGAAAGAAGAUUUGUAUUCGAUUUUAGGCAUCGCUUCAACCGCGACUGCGGGGGAGAUAAAAAAGGCGUACAUUAAACUCGCGAGGGAGAAACAUCCGGACGUUUUGAAGAACUCUUUAUCUGUGGGAGACAAACAGGAGGGAGAAGAGUUUAAGAAAAUCGCGCACGCGUACGAUAUUUUACGAGACGUAAGAAAGAGACGGGAGUACGACGCGCUGAGGACGAGUGGUGGUAAUACGAGUGGUGGGUUUGCGACGAGCGAGGAGACGAGGACGAGAACGAGGACGUGGCGGCAAAACAACAACCGAGGAGGAGGAGGAAAAGGAGACGCGUACGAAGGCGCGUCCUGGGAAGACUCCAGAUUUACCGAACAAGAGUUGAAGAAUCGAUACGCUAAGUUUAAAUCGGAAUCCAAAUCUCGCGCGGAAAACUCAAAGUGGUGGCGAGAGGAGAAGAAAGAGGCGGAGAAGAAUAAGAAGGAGUUUAACGAGAAGGCGUUUCAAGCGCGAGCGAGGAAGGCGGGGAGAGACGCGGAACGGUUGAAAAGGAGCGGCGGUUUCGUCGCGCGGACGGGAUACGUUUGGCAAGACGCGAUGGUUGGGAUGGUAUCGGUGGCAAUCUGUAUAGGCGCCGGGACGUACAUCAAUCGGAAGAUGGAGCAAAGGGCGCGGGAGAAGCACCACGAGGAGUAUUCGAUGACGAACGCGCCGCCUGUGCCGCAAAAAAAUGACGGCGAUGGCGGUAACGACGACGUCCAGAAUAAAUGA